This is a messenger RNA of Ascochyta rabiei, 1956 nucleotides long. Its product is annotated as putative component of NuA3 histone acetyltransferase complex. Gene Ontology annotation, cellular component: cytoplasm. Lineage: Eukaryota; Fungi; Ascomycota; Dothideomycetes; Pleosporales; Didymellaceae. Bases 1 to 1956 code for a protein of 651 amino acids. The transcript is spliced from 2 exons. Gene Ontology annotation, molecular function: peptidyl-proline dioxygenase activity; iron ion binding; L-ascorbic acid binding. Gene Ontology annotation, biological process: peptidyl-proline hydroxylation; regulation of translational termination. The record is from RefSeq and is a predicted model, not a curated record.
AUGCCGAAGCGUAAGAACCAGGCGCCUGCCAAUGGCAAGUCGAAGAAGAGAGCCAUCUCGGACGACGAAGCGCACAAGAACUUCGACGCAGGCCUGUUCGAUAGCAAGCGGCUCGCCGGCUACACAGACUACUAUGCCGAGUCGCAACCCUACAAGCACGCCGUCAUCAACAAGCUCGUUGACGAUACGCUCUUGCGCAAAGUGCGCGAGGAAAUCCGUGAGCACAUCUCCUUCACGCCCAAGGAGACGGACAUCUACAAGAUCCACCAGUCCGGCGAUCUGGCGAACCUCGACGGCCUCGACGACUCGGCGCUCAAGCGCUUGCCCUCGCUGCUCACCCUCCGCGACUCGCUCUACUCGUCCGCAUUCCGUAAAUACUUGUCUUCCAUCACUGGGUCUGGCCCGUUGAGCGGGAAGAAGACAGACAUGGCUGUCAACGUGUACACACCCGGUUGUCACUUGCUGUGUCACGACGAUGUCAUUGGGAGCCGGCGCGUGAGCUGGAUCUUGUACUUGCUGGACCCAGACAAACCAUGGAAGCCCGAGUAUGGAGGUGCACUGCGCUUGUACCCUACCGAGCACAGGAGGACAUCAGAUGGCGACGAGGUCAAAGUCCCAUCGCCGGAUUUCUCGCUCGUGAUCCCGCCUGCCUGGAACCAGCUCUCUUUCUUCACGGUCCAGCCUGGAGAGAGCUUUCACGAUGUAGAGGAGGUUUACAAGAGGAGUCUCGAAGAGAGGGAAGAGGAGGAUGGCGGCAGAGUGCGCAUGGCGAUCAGCGGCUGGUUCCACAUCCCACAAGAAGGCGAAGAGGGGUACGAGGAGGGUCUGGAGGAGAAGCUCGCCGAGAAGAGCUCCCUUGCGCAACUGCAAGGCGGCAAGGCUGAUGUCUUUGACGAGCCUCAGGCGCAUUGGGUGGAGAACCCAGACUGGGAAGAGCAGGCCAAGCAGGAUGGCGACGACGUCGAACUCACAGAGACGGAGAUCGACUUCCUGAUCAAGUACAUGAAUCCCAACUAUCUUACCCCGGAUACCGUCGAAGAAGUCUCAGAGCUCUUCCAGAAUGAGUCGUCUUUACGACUUGCCGGUUUCCUGUCCGCCAAGUUCUCUGCGCGCCUGCGUGAGUACCUCGAGUCCAAGGACCACGAAGCCAGUCCAAGUCUGCCAUCCAACCCUCACAACAAGGACGCGAAAGUCGGUACUGCACGCCCGCCACACAAGCAGCGUUACCUCUAUCGUCAGGCCGUUCAACCCAUCCCAUCAGAAGGUUACCCUGAGAACAGCGGCAUGACACCUUACGAUGAGCUCGUCGACAAUCUCUUCCCGCACCCAGCAUUCACAAAAUGGAUCUCCCUCGUAACGGGCGCUACCCUCACAAAGAGCAACAUCUUCGCACGCCGCUUCCGUCGCGGCCUCGACUAUACGCUCGCCACCGCCUACGAAGAGGAAGACCCGCAGCUAGAAGUCUGUCUUGGCAUCACGCCAUCCAAGGGCUGGGGCGACGACGACGACGAGGCAGAGGAAGAGGCAGAAGAGGAGCCCAAGGAAAACGGUAGCUCAGGCAAGGGCAAAGGAAAGGGCAAAGCCAAGACAAACGGCAAGUCGGAACCCAAGCAGAAGCAGGAAGAGGAAGAAGUCGGCGGCUACGAAAUGUACAUGGCCGGUGAAGACGAAGAUGAUGCGCCCACCGGCGAGCCAUCGACCAGCACAGGAGCUGGCCAGCGUCGCAAGGCAAAGGCGGAUCCAGCCAUCUACAAGAGCGCGGGAGACGACGAAGACGACGGGAUUCUGUUCAGCCAGCCGGCUGCGUGGAACAACCUCGCAAUUGUACUCCGUGAUAGGGGGGUGUUGAGAUUCACAAAGUAUGUCAGCAAGAGCGCAAAGGGCGACCGGUGGGACGUGUGUGCAGAGUACGGAGUCGAGUUUGGCGACGAUGAUGAUGAGGACGAUGAAGAGUAG